Molecule: messenger RNA, 2409 nt
Organism: Acyrthosiphon pisum (pea aphid)
Lineage: Eukaryota; Metazoa; Arthropoda; Insecta; Hemiptera; Aphididae
Product: protein catecholamines up
Exons: 5
Coding region: 425-1525 (366 amino acids)
Biological process (GO): zinc ion transmembrane transport; intracellular zinc ion homeostasis
Cellular component (GO): membrane
Molecular function (GO): zinc ion transmembrane transporter activity
Source: RefSeq, a predicted model, not a curated record
AUGUAUUUUAUCAAUGGUAGUACGUAUUAAGUAGGUACCUCUACACAAUACACUUACAUGCUGAUAUCAGUACAUAUCAUUCGUGUUUAGAUCAUUAAAUUAAUCGUUUAACAACCAAUGACGUACAAAUAGGUACGUACCUUAUACGGAUACCUCAUGACUUAUUGUACAUUGGUAUAUUUGUAAAUAAUAUUGGGUAGGUAUAGUCUACUACACACGCAAAUACAAACACAAAAAUAAUAGGUAACGGUACCUAUAUGCCUACCUCUAAUAAUUUAUAAUAAUAAUUAUAAUACGUAAUUAAUUAUCACAUAUUGGUCUGGCGAAGAAUUGUACGUAUUGAUACAUUAAGUAGGGUUCCUGUUUUUCGCCGGUCCGUGUCCAACGAAUCAAAAUCGCCCGGCGAGUCGUUUCACAAAUAGCCAUGCUGUCAAAGAAAUGCAUCAAGUACGUUUGCUGGACGUUGCUGUUCGCGUUUGUGUUCCUUGGACUGCCAAAAUUCUGUUCGAGCCACGGACACCAUCACCACCAUGAUCACGAUCAUGACCACCAUACAGCCAAGCCCGUGUCUGCACCAACCGUCGACUCAAUGCUGUGGAUCAAAGCGUUGUCAUCUACCGUGGCUAUUAGUGUGCUGCCGUUUUUUGUGUUGUUCUUCAUACCUAUCAAUAACAAAGACGAACACAAGUCGUGUCUGAAGGUACUCUUGAGUUUUGCGUCUGGUGGAUUAUUAGGCGAUGCAUUCCUACAUUUAAUCCCACAUUCAUUGUCCACACACCACCACCACGAUCAUGGUGAUCAUCACCACAGUAAUGAUGACCACCACCAUGAUCAAGAUCAACACUGCAGUGCUGAUUCACAUAGUUCAGAAGGUGGCCAUGACCAUGACAACGAGAUUGGAGUGGGAUUGUGGAUCCUAGCCGGCAUAUUGGUGUUCUUGUUUGUCGAGAAAAUGGUUAGAGUGGUAAAAGGUGGGCAUAGCCAUUCACAUUCGUCUGUACGCCCUAAAGAAAAGUUAAGUGAUGAUGAAGAUGAAGAUAAUGACAAAAAUGAGCUACUUCCAAUGCCAGAACAAAGUUUAUCAGUAGCUGGAUGGUUAAAUGUUGUUGCUGAUUUUACACACAACUUUACCGACGGACUUGCCAUUGGUGCUGCAUAUUUAGCCGGUCAAAAUAUUGGUAUAGUCACAACAAUAACAGUAUUAUUUCAUGAAGUCCCACAUGAAAUUGGAGAUUAUGCAAUUUUAAUUCAAGAAGGUAGUUCUAAGGCAAAUGCUAUGAAAUGUCAGUUAUUAACUGCAGUAGGUGCUAUUUGCGGAACAUUAGUGUCAUUGACGUUUGGAAAAGAUAGUGAAGCUGCAAAUUCAUGGGUACUACCAUUUACAGCUGGUGGUUUCAUUUAUAUUGCAACUGUGAACGUAAUACCAAGUCUUUUGGAAGACUCGAGUUUCAAACAGUCUAUUAAAGAAAUUUUAGCUUUAUUAGUGGGAGUUUACUUAAUGGUUCUUGUUGCUAAAUAUGAAUAAAAAUAACAGCUUUAUGUAGUUUAUUCGACUGAAGUCACAUCCAUAUGUCAUGUUGGCACAUAUUUAUUUAAUUUAACAAGAAUACAAUUCUUAUUGUUUUAAAUUUAAUUUUUGCAAUUUGUUUAAAAUUUCAUUUAAUAAAAGAAAUCAAUACCUAUAAAAUUAUGUAAUGUAUAUUGGUUUCUUAAUCAGAUGAUUUCUGUUAAGAUUGUGUAAUACCCAUGAACUGAUAUGUGAUAAUGUUUUAUAUUUAUAUUUCAUCAUUUUAUUGUGAUUUCAAAAUAAUGAUGAAUUUAAUUUAACAAUAAAAAAAUAUAUUUUAUUGGGCUUAAAUCAGUUACAGAUUAUUGAACUAGAUAGUUAUUUUUAAAAAAUAAAACAGAAAUCAAAUCGAUUUUUCUUAAUUCUGUAUUUUUAAAAAUCCCUUUUAGAUAUUUGUAACAGUAUUAAAUAAUAUCACAUCUACUAAAAAGAAACUGGUUAUCUAGUUUAUAUGGUGCAUAAUAACAAUGACCAGCAAAUAUAUUAAAUGUAUUAUAAUAAUAUACUUAAUUUAAAGAAAUAAAUAAGUUUAAGAUGACUAGGUAAUAUUCAUUUUUCAAAGAUUUUUAAGAUGUUUACAAAUGAGCCAUUUUUAUAAUAAUGUAUCUACUGUGCCUUUUUUAUCGAUUACUAUUUUCAUAUGUCAUAAAUAAAAUAUAAAAACUACCAAUGUUUUCUAAAUUAUUAAUGCAGGUAUUGUUACAAAUGAGAGUUCUAAUAUGUUUGAAAAUAAAAUAUCAAAAUUGUAUGACCAUUUAUUGUAUUACGUUAUUGAAACGCUGAUGUAUUAUUUGAAUAAUUAUUGUAAUUUUGUUACGAAAUUAAAACACAUAUUUUAUGAA